This is a messenger RNA of Heteronotia binoei (common prickly gecko), 2726 nucleotides long. RefSeq names its product zinc finger protein 420-like. The transcript has 5 exons. The record is from RefSeq and is a predicted model, not a curated record. NCBI's taxonomy places the organism in Eukaryota, Metazoa, Chordata, Lepidosauria, Squamata, Gekkonidae. Gene Ontology annotation, biological process: regulation of cytokine production; negative regulation of transcription by RNA polymerase II; regulation of immune system process. Bases 126 to 2384 code for a protein of 752 amino acids.
GGGGAUCACUUGCCGAGUUUCUUGGAGGCUUGGUUGGCAGCUGGAAUGGCAUCCCCCCGACCGGCAAUGGACUGAACUUCUCAGCAGGUUGCCAGCUUGUUCCAUCCAACCAGAGGUGAAAAAAAAUGGCUGCCUCAGCACCAUCUCAGGGGCUGGUGACCUUUGAGGAUGUGGCCAUGUACUUCACUGAGGGGCAGUGGGCCAUGCUGGAUCCCGCCCAGAGAGCCCUGUAUGUGGAUGUCAUGCUGGAGAACUAUGGGAACGUGGUUGCCACGGGAUUUUCCCUUUCAAAGCCAUCCUUGAUCUACUUCCUGGAACGAGGGGAAGUGCUGUGGGAACCUGAUCAGCAACAAAUCAGAGCCAGGGAGAUCCUGUCAGGCAUCAGCUCAGGAAAUGAGCAUGUGAAUGAGGAGGAGGAGAAACCCCUUUGGCUAGUGAGUUCUACACCAGAGAACCAAAGCAAAACAUUCCUUCUAAGACCACCAGUGGAAGUUCCCCAUUACCACGAAAAUGGAGAAAGCUCUGCUACUUGGCUUGGACCAGAAGGGCAGAAAGUUAGAGCCGUUCCUACUGGGAAAAGCAACAGUGGUCUUGGUGAAAACACAGGCCAAAACUCAAAUUGCGGGAACAGAAGACAGAAGACACACACAGAGCCAAGGAGGAAUUCUGCUGGAAAAGCACCUGACAGAAUCCGAGCUAUACCAAAAUCAGAAAAGUGUUCCGUCUGCGGAAAGAGGUUUUGUAAUAACACUUAUCUCGUGAUCCACGAGCGAUCUCACACAGGAGAGAAGCCGUAUGCAUGCAACGACUGUGGGAGAAGCUUUACUUCCUCCUCCAACCUUCUUUCUCAUGAGAGAAUCCACACAGGAGAGAAACCCUAUGAAUGUUGCGAUUGUGGGCGGAGUUUUGUGCGGAAUCGAGACCUUCAAGCGCACAUCAGAAUCCACACUGGUGAAAAACCACAUAUAUGUUCCUAUUGUGGGAAGACGUUCCGGAGCAAAACACACGUUGUCAGGCAUGAAAAAAUCCACAGGGACGACAGGCCAUUUAAAUGCUCCAUAUGCGGGAAGGAAUUCCGACUGAGAGAGCACCUCGACGUACACAACAGGACUCACACAGGAGAAAAGCCCUACAAGUGUUCGGUGUGUGAAAGAAGCUUCAACUGUGCGGCAAACUUUCACAGACACAAAAAAACGCAUGGCGGUGAGAAGCCGCAUAAGUGUUCCGACUGUGGGAAAAGCUUCAGGAAUAGCUCAGACCUGAAAUCUCACAGAAGAAUCCACACUGGCGAGAAACCUUAUCAGUGUUCGGAUUGUGGGAAAACCUUCCGUUGCAGCUCAAGUCUUAUAACACACAAGAGAACCCACAAAGGAGAAAGGCCAUACAAAUGCCUGGAGUGUGGGAAGUGCUUAAGUCAGAAAUGGUGCCUUAUUAAUCACCAGAGAAUCCACAAGUAUAAAUGCUCAGAUUGUGGGAAAAGCUUCAGCCAAAGCUCAGCCCUUCAGCUGCAUAGAAGAAAACAUACUGGCGAGAAACCGUUUAGAUGCUUACUCUGCGGCAAGUGCUUCGAUCGGAGGUCACUGCUGAUCAUUCACGAGAGGAUCCACACGGGCGAGAGACCGUACGUCUGCUCAGAGUGCGGGAAAAGUUUCAUCCAAAAAUCCAAGCUUAUCCGACACGAAAAGACCCACACAGGAGAGAAGCCCUACGGGUGCCCACACUGCGAGAAGUGCUUCAGCGAAAGAGCAAACCUCGUCCAACAUAUGAGAAUCCACACGGGAGAGAAACCGUACAAAUGCUCACAUUGUGGGAAAUGUUUCAGCCAAAGGUCCCACUUCAUUGAGCACGAGAGAUCUCACCCGGGAGAGAAAUCUUUUCACUGCCUGGAUUGUGGGAAACGCUUCAGCCAUGUUUCACGCCUCCUUAAACAUCACAGGAUCCACACUGGAGAAAGCCCGUACAAAUGCUUGGAGUGCGGGAAGUGCUUUGCUGGAAACUCUCACCUGAAAUCGCACAAAAGGAUCCACUCUGGAGAGAAACCGUAUCAGUGCUCAGAUUGUGGGAAAAGCUUCAGGCAUAACUCAGCCCUUACCGUUCAUAAGAGAACCCACACGGGAGAGAAACCAUUUCAGUGUUCGGACUGUGGGAAAAGCUUCAGCAACAGCUCAGGCCUUACAGCACACCGAAGAACCCACUUGGGAAAGAAGCCGUUCCAGUGUUCCACCUGCGAGAAAAGCUUCACGAACAGGUCCAGCCUUCUUAAGCACAAAAGCAUCCACCGAAGGGGGAAACGGUUCAAAUGCACCUCAUGUGGGAGGGCCUUUGUUUGGAAAGCACAUCUCGCUGCACACCGGAAGAUCCAUGCACAAGGAGCAAAGCAUUAGGAGAGACUGGGCUGAAGGCAUAUCUUGCUUGCAAGGACCGUGGGUGGCUGCCAAAAGCUAUGCUGGGCUGGGCAGGGUCAGGGAGAAAGUAGGACGCUUGCUGCGUCCAGGGCUGGCUCCUGGCUUCAGCGAGCCCUGGAGAGAGUGUGCCUGGGGGGACUCCCUCCUCUCCUCUGCUUGCCAUUGUGCCCCCAACUCAUACUUCCCUGCCCACAGUGGCCAACAUACUGCAAACGUUCGAAAUACUUGAGAGGCUAAACAGAAUUCUCACCAUGAGCGGAACUUCCAGUGGUCUCCCAACAGGUCUGAAAAUUAGACAUGCACGGAUGCAAUUUGGAUGCA